AGAGACGAGAGUGUAUUUGUAACCUGCUGGAAGAAGAAGCCAAUUAAACUGUCUCUUGACAUUAGAGUAGAGAUACGGAAGGUUAAAAAGCUGGAUCAUAUAAACAUUGAGAAGGUCAAAGCUGUCUGUCUAGGCCCUCCAUUUGUUGCUAUAGUAACAGAACUCGCUAGCAUGGGAAGUUUAUAUGACACCCUUCAUGCUGAAAAUGUUGAUGUGCCAUUGGAAAUCAAGUAUGCUUUCAUGGAAGACAUUUGUAGAGGUAUGAUGUUUCUACACGAUAACUGUGGAUUGACACAUGGUAGAUUAAAAUCAACAAACUGCCUUCUACACAAAGGCUGGAGAGUAAAGAUUACUGACAUAGGCCUACCAAGUCUACGAAAGAGCCUCGAGAGUAAUAUCAAUUCGAAAAUAACGAGAAAAUAUGGCUACUAUAAUCAAGAUGCUAAUCAACAGAAGCAAAACACAACACCUGUGGAUUUCAACAGCCUUUUGUGGACCGCUCCAGAGUACCUGUCACCUGCGAUUGUGAACAUUGAUCAGAUUGGGCACGUUCGCUUUGAAGGUGACGUGUAUAGCUUUGGCAUUCUUAUGGCGGAAAUCCUGACAAGGAGACCUCCGUACAGUGAAAUCAAACUAAUGUCAGUUCAACAUAUCAUUGAAGCGGUUGCCCAUCUAAGAGAGCCAAUGGUUGACCUCGAGGUGAUCAGGCCUGGUUCCCCUACAGCUAGGCAAGAUUUGUUAUCACAACAAGCAAAGAUCAUGCGGCCACGUGUCCAAUUUCACGACUUACCGAAAGAAGAGCCAGGCAAAAGCAUAUUAAAAGUCUUACUGGACAGUGCCUGGUCAGAUGACCCGGACGUGAGGCCACCAUUCUCCCACAUCAAAUCUGUUUUGAGAAUAAUUGCACCUCUAAAAGGUGACCAAAUGGAAAAACGGGCAUUUCUGCUUGAGAAAGAAACGGAGACAUUAGAAAAGUACAUUUCGUAUGAUACUAGAAUGUUAGAGAAAGAAAGAGAGAAGGCAGAUGACUGGCUUAGAAGAUCCGUUCCGUCUGAUAUCUACAUGACAAUUCGCGACGGAGACCAGUUUGAUGCCUCGUCACUCGAGUGUGUAUCCGUGGCCUCAUUCCAGAUAGAGGACUUCCAAGAAAUUGUAUCUAAAAGCGACCCAGAUGAAUUGGCUGGUCUGUUGGAUUAUAUAUUCAAAUCUUUUUCAGCAAUAGCAACGAAACUGGGAUUAGAUUUCGCAGAAAUCGAUAUGACAUCAAAUAGUUUUAUCGUAGUUUCAGAUGACCGAAAUAGCGCAGUCGAAGCAGAGUCUGUUGUCAUAUACUGCCUCAAUGUUUUGAAAAGACUGAAGAAUCUGGAGGUUAUAUACAACCCCAGCCUGAGUCUGCGAUUUCGUGUAGCAGCACACUGUGGCUAUGGGGUGGCCGGUAUCAUGCGAGAUAGUAGUGAGACACUCAAGUACAAAGUGUUUGGAGAUGUCAUAAAAACGACGAUCAAGUUAUCGAGAAUGAGCAAGUCUAACUGUCUUUUAAUAACGGAGACGUGUGCAAGACUCAUCGAAAAAAAUGACAAAGUGAGCUUGGUCCAGAGAUCAGGUACAUUUAUCGACUCUGGUUUCAGUUUAAAAACAUACUGGGUUAUUUCCACGUAAUAAACCUAUAGGAUUUUUAUUACAAAUUAAAAAAUCAUUUUCGUCAUUAUUUAUGUAUAGAUUGUUGUAGUUUGUUUAUGAUAUCGAGUUCUUAAAGAUCUCUUUUUCACAUUUUUAUUCUGAUCCUAUUUCAUUUAAGUGGUUAUCAGUCCACAAAGUUUCAAUCGCCUUCCUUCUUUGCUGAACCUUCGAUGAUUUUAUAUUGCACCAUGUCAAAUGCUAGCGAUUCGCUAUCAAUGGAAAGAUAUCAUAUGGCCUAAAACGUUUAACUUCUCAAAACUUUUUCGAAUGGUUUUAGUAAAAUUAAAAGCAUGUCAAAUUUUGACUGAGAUUUCAUGAUACGGACGUUCGGAACUCCUCCAGAAGACUAGGUUCCUGCGCAUUGUCCCUUUUGUCUUGAUCAUUUAUGGAUCAAAAUUUUCAUACCGCCACAGUUUGCUCAACUUUCCCGUCAGACAUGCUAGUUACGAAUCAAAUUAGCCUUUGGUAUGUUUGUAAGAAGAGCCACUCAAAUAAUGCCAGUAGGUGAUGUAAGAGUGGCUCUUCAACGAUAAAUGUAAUUAGAUAAAUUAAUUUUUACAAUGAUGAUGAUGAUGAUGAUGAUGAUGAUGAUGAUGAUGAUGAUGAUGAUGAUGAUGAUUAUGAUGAUGAUGAUGAUUAUUAUUAUUGUCAUUAUUAUUAUUAUCAUUAUUAUGACGACGACGAUGAUGAUGAUGAUGAUGAUGAUGAUGAUGAUGAUGAUGAUGAUGAUGAUGAU
Rhopilema esculentum is the source of this 2416-nucleotide messenger RNA. NCBI's taxonomy places the organism in Eukaryota, Metazoa, Cnidaria, Scyphozoa, Rhizostomeae, Rhizostomatidae. The record is from RefSeq and is a predicted model, not a curated record.